CUGGUUUUCACAGCAAAAUCGACCUCUGGUUUCUGCAAUCAUGAUCAAGCAAUUGAGUUUUACCAUCGCUACAGUUUUGCUGCUCGGUUACAUAGAACCAAGUCAUCAGGAUCCAGUUACACAGACAGCUGCUAAUGCUACUGCACAACGAUUAUGCUGGACCAACUGGUACAACGAAGACCACCCCAGGUUUACAGGUGAUGCUGAGACUUUGGAGAAGCUGAGGGAAGAAUUCCCAGGAGAAAUCUGUAGCAAACCUCAAGAAAUUCAGGCUGUUCGAGCUGACAACGAUUUCCCGGCAGAAAAGACAGGCCAGAAAUUCUAUGCCUACAACACUGAAAUUGGCUUCAUUUGCCGCAAUAAGGACCAGCAUUUUCGACACAUCUGCUUUGACUACAAAGUUCGCUUCAAAUGCCCGUGUUCUUC
Messenger RNA from Austrofundulus limnaeus, 426 nucleotides. Its product is annotated as cartilage intermediate layer protein 1. NCBI's taxonomy places the organism in Eukaryota, Metazoa, Chordata, Actinopteri, Cyprinodontiformes, Rivulidae. The record is from RefSeq and is a predicted model, not a curated record.